Letharia columbiana is the source of this 243-nucleotide messenger RNA. RefSeq lists its product as uncharacterized. Bases 1 to 243 code for a protein of 80 amino acids. The record is from RefSeq and is a predicted model, not a curated record. Lineage: Eukaryota; Fungi; Ascomycota; Lecanoromycetes; Lecanorales; Parmeliaceae. The transcript has a single exon.
AUGGCCCCCAAGCGUCCUCGCAAGCCUACCGCAAAGGCCAUAGCUGCACGUCAGGCUGCCGCCACCAGACCACCACCUCCACAAGAACCGCCCAUGGGACCCAUAAAGCCCAUAAGAGGGCCCUCUGAUGGACCCUUACCCCCUUCUAUUCUCGCUAUAUCUUCUGCUCAUCAGCCAGGUCCUCCAAUGGGCCCACCCACCUCGUUAGACCCGGUCCUUAAUCCCUACACCGUUCAGCUAUAA